This is a messenger RNA of Pyrgilauda ruficollis (rufous-necked snowfinch), 1758 nucleotides long. RefSeq names its product elongator acetyltransferase complex subunit 4 (gene ELP4). The coding region runs from base 103 to 1326 and encodes 407 amino acids. The record is from RefSeq and is a predicted model, not a curated record. Gene Ontology annotation, cellular component: cytoplasm; transcription elongation factor complex; elongator holoenzyme complex. Lineage: Eukaryota; Metazoa; Chordata; Aves; Passeriformes; Passeridae. Gene Ontology annotation, biological process: tRNA wobble uridine modification. The transcript is spliced from 10 exons.
AGCGCUCCGCCGUCCCCCGGCUCCGCACGUGCCAACAACGCGGGCUCCCAUUGGGCGGCGGCGGCCCGAGCCGCUCCCCCAUUGGCGGAGCGCCGGCCCGGCAUGCCCGGCCCCGACAUGGCGGCGGCGGCCGGCGGGGAGCGGGGCCGCACCAGCUUCCAGCGCAGGCCCGGGGCCGGCCCGCGGCCGCCCGCCCUGCCGGGCACUCGGCCCUCGGUGCGCCACGGGCAGCUGCUGCUCUCCAGCGGGCUGCCCUCCCUGGACUGUGUGCUAGGUGGAGGCGUAGCUGUUGGAACCCUUCUUCUUAUUGAGGAGGAUAAAUAUGGCCUUUACUCCAAUUUGUUGUUCAAGUAUUUUCUCGCAGAGGGAAUUGUCUGUGGACAUGACCUGUUUGUUGCUUCUGCCAAAGAGCAUCCUGACAACAUUUUGAAGGAACUUCCAGCCCCUUUGCUUGGUGAUUCCUAUGGGAAGGAAUUGGGAGAUGAAGCAGCAGCUGUGAAAUCUGAGGAUUUUCAGGAUUCUAUGAAAAUAGCGUGGCGCUACCAAAAUUUACCAAAAAUGGAGACCAGCCCAACAACAUAUACAAAGUUUGGCCAUUAUUAUGAUAUUUCUAAAAAAUUAUCUCCAGAACUGUGUCAGUCUGUAAAAUUGCACCGUUUUUACCUCCAUGAAGAAUUGCCUUUUGAGCCUAAAAUGAAAACAUGGAAUAUGAACAGUGGUUAUGCAAGGCUGCUUCAGUCCAUUCAGAGGAUCAUUUCCCAGGAGGGCUUUGAUGGCUCUGAUCCCCAGAAAAAACAAAGGAAUAUUUUAAGGAUAGGGAUUCAGAGCCUGGGCUCCGUAUUGUGGGGUGAUGAUGUUUGUUGCAGUGAUACCCCUGAAGAUCCUCAGAGCCUGACCAAAUUCCUGUAUGUUCUGCGUGGGCUGCUCAGGAAAUCCCUGUCAGCCUGCAUCAUCACAGUGCCUGCUCACCUCAUCCAGAAUAAAGCAAUUAUGGAACGUGUAACAAACUUGUCAGAUAUGGUGGUUGGUCUUGAAUCAUUUAUUGGCUCUGAGAGAGAAACCAAUCCAUUGUACAAGGAUUACCACGGUUUGGUUCAUGUACAUCAGAUUCCUCGGCUUAAUAGCUUGAUCUGUGAUGUGUCAGACACGAAGGACCUUGCUUUUAGAUUAAAAAGGAAGCAGUUCACCAUCGAGCGGCUGCAUUUGCCUCCAGACUUGUCAGACACAGUGAGCCGCGCGAGCAAACAGGAUCUGGCAGGAUCCGCCAAACUGCUGAGCUCAGGAUGUGGCGCCAUGGCCAUCGGCAAGAAGCACCUGGACUUCUAGUGAUUUCUGCUUAGCAGCUUCACUCUCAUUCAGCUGACACUCUCAUUAGGAGUGUUAAUGACUUAUAUAAAUAUUUUUCUUAAUGAUUUGACCCAGCAGUCUUUAAAAAUACGUGUUGUCGUAUGAUGCCUUCUUUUUUUUCUUUUUUUCUUCUUUUUUUUUUUUUUUUGUGUCUGUUCUCUUUCUUUGUACUAAAUUUAGUCUUGCUUUGGUUUUGCUUUUCUGUUAUGUUGAGUCCUGCCAUUGUUCUGCUCCAUUGGAAACAGGUAGUAUUUUGUUCCUUUACUUAAAAUACAAAAAAAUUGCAAUCACCCUUUCUUUUUUAUUUUUUUUUUUUACAUUAAAAAUAAAGGGAUGUUUUUCCCAAAAGAUUUUUUUAUAUACUUGCAUAUAAUAUUUUGUAUGAAUGAUGGGUUUAUUGAAAUAAAGGAA